Messenger RNA from Neofelis nebulosa (Clouded leopard), 1142 nucleotides. Its product is annotated as surfeit locus protein 1. The record is from RefSeq and is a predicted model, not a curated record. Gene Ontology annotation, cellular component: membrane; mitochondrion. NCBI's taxonomy places the organism in Eukaryota, Metazoa, Chordata, Mammalia, Carnivora, Felidae. Gene Ontology annotation, biological process: mitochondrial respiratory chain complex IV assembly. Bases 1 to 1035 code for a protein of 344 amino acids. The transcript is spliced from 9 exons.
AUGGCUCGGCCGCCCUCGGAGCUGGAAGCCGGCGCCGCUCGCACCACGUGGGCCGGGGGCGGGGCUCGGCGGCGCCCCGGAAGCAGACGCCUCUCGUCCCGGAAGCGCCGGCGGGGCGGGGAGAUGGCGGCGGCGGCGGCGGUGGCGGUGCGGUGGCUGGGGUUUCGCGCUGCGCGGCCGGCGCCGGCCCCGGCGCGCGCCGUCCGGAGGAGCGUCCUUGCGGUCCCCCUGCGCCCAGGGUUGGCCUGGAGCCCAAGCAGGUGUGGUAGUUCUGCAGCUGAAGCACCUGCCACCAAAGCGAAGGAUGACUCCUUUCUCCAGUGGUUCCUGCUUCUCAUUCCUGUGACUGCCUUUGGCCUGGGGACCUGGCAGGUCCGGCGUCGAAAGCGGAAGCUGAAGCUGAUAGCAGAGCUCGAGUCUAGAGUUAUGGCUGAGCCCAUCCCUCUGCCAGCAGACCCAAUGGAACUGAAGAACCUGGAGUACAGGCCAGUGAAGGUCAGGGGGCACUUUGACCACUCCAAGGAGCUGUACAUGAUGCCUCGGACGAUGGUGGACCCGGCCCGGGAGGCCCGGGAGGCCGGCCGCCUCUCUUCCUCGCCGGAGAGCGGGGCCUACGUCAUCACCCCCUUCCACUGCACAGAGCUGGGAAUCACCAUCCUGGUAAAUAGAGGGUUUGUCCCCAGGAAGAAAGUGAAUCCGGAUACACGGCAGAAAGGCCAGAUCGAGGGAGAAGUGGACCUAGUUGGGAUGGUGAGGCUGACAGAAACCAGGAAGCCCUUUGUCCCUGAGAACAAUCCAGAAAGAAAUCAUUGGCAUUACCGGGACCUGGAGGCCAUGGCCAGGCUCACAGGCGCAGACCCCAUUUUCAUUGAUGCCGACUUCAAGAGCACCGUCCCCGGGGGACCCAUUGGAGGGCAAACCCGAGUCACUCUGAGGAACGAGCACAUGCAAUACAUCAUCACCUGGUACGGACUCUGUGCAGCUACGUCAUACCUGUGGUUUAAGAAAUUCCUACGUCGGACUUCUGGUGUGUGAGAUUAGCAGAUGUAGCCCUUCCCCUAAAUUAUCAGGAAGUGGCUGAUUUGUGGAGAUGUUUUCAUGUGGGAUCAGCAACUACUGGCAUAAAUAAAUCUCUGUGCUAC